GCGAUGCGUUGACUGUGCCAUCCGCGUUAUGUCGCCCAUCCACCAGCUCUUGAGGAGGAUGGAUAGAGGGGGGAUGAUGAUGUCCAUCGUUUACGAGUGGAGUCAGCAUCUUCUGGAGUUGAUGAGGAGGGUGGAUGUGCCGGCGGACAUGGUCGAGCCGUGCGUGCGCGAGGUUGUCGUCCGCAACCUCCACAUGCUCGAGCCCGCACAUGCUGCGGCACACCUCCUCAACCCUCGCCGCCGGUCCCUCCGAUAUUAUGAGUCGUUGCAGACGACCACCGACAUCGCCCGUGUGGUCGAGGAGUGCGACAAAUUUCUGCUCGCACAGACUGGCGGCGAUCCGGUCGGCAGACUAUACAGGACAGUCCGUGACCAGAUCAGGCAUUUCCACUCGCGGCGGGGAGAUUGGGGAGAUCGGGAGUUGUCCGGUGCCGAGGCCGACGACUGUCGGGGGGACCGCGAGACUGAGCGUUGUGCCCAGUGGUGGUUUGAUCACGGACGUCAUCACCCUGAGUUGUGCACCAUCGCCAUCCGUGUGAUGCACUUGUGGAUGUCCGCCUCUCCUGCGGAGAGGAACUGGGCACACCACGAGCGCAUCAACACGGCGAGGCGCCACAAGCUUGGCUUUGCCAAGCUUGCACAGCUGGUUGAGACUGCCACCGAUCUCAAACUGGCCGGGUGCGCACAACAGGGUAGUGGCUACGUGUUGCCCUGGGUUAUGGGGACAGGUCAGGAGGAGACCGCGGGAGGGCAGGAGGACGACGAGGGGGACGUGGACCCCGAGGUGUGGGGAGCACGACCUGCUGGCAGUUUCAGCGAGCAGGACAUCGAGCGCCAGGUCGUCGCUUUCCAUGCUUGUCAACUGUCUAGAGCCGACCCGGUUCAGGACGUGUUCGGUAAGAGGGCGGUGGAGCUACGGCCGUGGUCGGAGCAGACGUCGGACGCUGAUGCAGACGGUGACACGUCGGACGACGAGUGGACGGACGAUGACGACGCUCCCGUCAGCGGCGACGCGACGGCGGAGCGGGUCUAUUUCACGUACGGCGGAGGACCUAAUGGCAUGACUCCACACACAUCCAUCAUCACUAACGAUGUGUCGUCCGGUGGUCAGGCCAGUGGCACCGGCAAAGCCGGUGGUCACCUCGGAGGAGCGGGAUGCCCGACUGGACAGAGAGGAGGAGGAGGAGCGGUUGCGGACUUUGCCGGGAUGGGAGGGUCGUUUCACGUAUAUGGAGGAGCAGCGCCGACUGAGGGAGUUGGAGACAGGGGGGGUAGCGACGGUGACGGAGGCGAUGUGGGUUUUGGUGGGGAGGCUGAUGCGGGGACGGCCCGACAGGGUGUCCCCACGGGUGUUGAGGGAGAUGGUGUUGCCGUGGGUGGUGGGGGGCAGGGUGGCGGCGAGGACGAGGACGAGGACGAGGAGGGGUCCGACCACGGAGACGACGGCGACGACGAGGAGGGGUCCGACCACGGAGACGACGGCGACGACGGCGGCGACCACGGCGACGAGGGCGGCCACGGGGACGACGGUGGCCACGGCGACGACGGUGGCGACGACGGCGACGACGGCGACCACGGCCACGACGGCGGCGACGGCGGCGGCGAGAGAGAGAGAGAGGGUAGGCUGGCUUUGGUCUUGAGGGACCCGUCAGUGCCUUCACUACCUCUCACACGGCCCGAGGCCUUCUCGCAGGCUGGUUUUGAUGCCAACGAUUUGGCGCGACUCGGUUCACAUGACCCUUUCCCCCACACGGGCCGCAGGAGCGGCGAGAGGCGCCCUCCUGGAGGGGCGUAUUCGCCCCCGCCCUACAUCGUGGAUAGCCCUAGAUGGUCAGGGUCUUCGCUCAGCGGCAUUAGAGGGAGGGAGUCCGGGCCGGUUGAUGGCGGGUCGGGCCGCCGGAGUGACGGUGGCGGAUCUUCUGGAUCGAUGCCUCCGCCACCCGCACGGAGCACGGAGGGUGGCGCCGACGCGACUACGGCCCGUGCGCCCGUUGCCGGUUCCCCGCCGCCUGUCGCAGGUGGUGUUGCCGGCGGAUGGGCAGCUCAUCGCCGGGUCUCGGACCGAAUGAGGGCGGAUUACGACGCCAGGAGGGGCGCCUUCGCAGAACGUUUGUCACCUCGGUUUCAGGUUGCGGGCAGCAGCGAGGGUGGCUCCGGACGUCCGAGUCUUCACAUGGCAGGCCACAUGCUCGGUUUGUCUCGAUCAGCAACGAGGAGAGUUUUGAUCCCACCGCCGAUUCCGGCCCGAGGGACAGCUGCGGACAUGCAGCAGGGUCAGCACUACACAUUCGGCGAGGAGGGGUUGCUGAUGUGGAGUGGGACGAGACGACACAGCGCCGUCACGGAGGUUGAGGCUCGACUCGCAGCAGAGAUCACCGCCGGCCAGGCUGCAUUGGACGCGAUUCAGAGGCAUCGACGGACGAUUGCUGCAGCGGGGGCCGAGGACGAGGACGCGGACACAGAGUCCGAGCCGGUUGACAGUGCAGUCCGCAGACAUAGAGCGGUCGUGUCCGCGGCAGCCGCGGCAGCACAAGCGACAUACAUCAGCGGUGCUCAGGGCACAGGUGGUGGAGAGGGCCCGGGAGGAGCGCGUGGUCGACAGUCCACCAGGAGAGGCCGCGGGCGUCCUUCCGGAGAUUUGAACGUUUGUUACGCAUGCCAUCAACCGGGCCAUUUAGCCCAAGAUUGCCCUCAUCGACCCGCACAACCACGGGUCGGGGUCGCACCAAUGGCGGCGGCCCCCAUCGCUAAUGGACCUGGACGGGUAGGAGCUCUAAUGGAAGAAAUGGAAGGCGGAGGAAGUACGUUAGCUACCACAGAAGAGGCUGUUGAGCUCAUUCCAUUAGAUCAGUAUGUAUCACUUGGGUACCCGGGGCUUGGAAUGAUCGGGACAAUCAGACCUGCACCAGAACAGAAAGAAGUGGCGGAAUGGCGACCUUCUCCAGGGGAAAUGGAGUCGGGAGGACCCACCUUCGUCACUGGCGAGAUCGAUGUCCUAAACAUCGUCCGAGCUUUGGACUAUCGGAUUCCUCUUCCGAUUGGCCAUUUGCUUUCGAUAUCAGAACAGGCUAACGAACGGAUGCUGCAACAUUGCAAAGCGAAUCGGAAACAAUUUGCCCUUGCCAGAAUGGCCAACACGAAAACAAAAGGACCAAUGCCAGACGAAAAUGCCGCAGGCGCUUCCAAUCCAACACGCAUAGGGCUGAUACAGAAAGAUGAUCACUUCCUGCGGAUCAAACCAAUCCCAUGGAAAUCCGCGGCAUGCGAUAUCGAAGUAUGGGGAGUCCCGUAUAAUGCCAUCAUCGAUUCAGGAACCGCUGUUUUGGCCAUUUCGCUACGGGACAUUCGAGAUGGAGUAACCCCGAAAGAACAUGUGGCCAUCUGGGAACAAGAUGCACAAAUGAUGGCCACGGUGUUCUCCUGGCGAUCCGAUAACUCAUUCAUCUCCGCGCCCCCGUCGGAAAGUACGAAGCGGAUAAAUACGAAACACAUCGAUAUGCGGAUAUGGGACGAGUUAUAUGAGUUACACGAACCUCGAUACGUACCUGAUGAGAUUCACCUCUUGAUCGCCGACAUCCUGAAGGAAUACAAAGGAGCGAUUAGUGUGAUAGACACGGACAUUGGACUGUCGUUAGUCAUACAGCAUGAGAUUCAAACGGGAAAUCAUUCCCCGAUUCACUGCAAACCGUACAGGUAUUCCCUGAUGGAGCGGAAAAAGGCUCUCGAGCGGAUUCGAGAGUUCGAAGCACGCGGAUGGAUCGAACCCGCCACCAGACCAUGGUCAUUCCCGGUAGUAUUAGUGCCGAAAAAGAACGGAUCAAUUCGCAUAUGCAUCGAUUAUCGCAAACUGAAUGAUAUCACGAUUAAAGAUGUAUAUUCCCUCCCCCGGAUUGAUGAUUUGUUGGAUGCGAUUGGGUGUGCUAACUAUUUCAGCAAGUUUGAUAUUCGACAUGGCUUCCAUCACAUUCUGGUUAAGGAGGAAGACGAGGAAGAAACCCCGGAAGAGGGGAGCUAUAGCAAGCACAGCGAGGAAGAGCCGAGCGAAGAGGGGGUGAAGAGGAGCAAGACGACGAAGAAGAAGAACUGGAGUUAGAGGAAUCGGAGUGGGAAAUCU
This is a messenger RNA of Chara braunii, 4114 nucleotides long. The record is from the annotation of a GenBank genome assembly. Lineage: Eukaryota; Viridiplantae; Streptophyta; Charophyceae; Charales; Characeae.